Spinacia oleracea (spinach) is the source of this 2953-nucleotide messenger RNA. RefSeq names its product dynamin-related protein 5A. The record is from RefSeq and is a predicted model, not a curated record. Gene Ontology annotation, molecular function: microtubule binding; GTPase activity; GTP binding. Bases 175 to 2649 code for a protein of 824 amino acids. Gene Ontology annotation, cellular component: membrane; cytoplasm; microtubule. Lineage: Eukaryota; Viridiplantae; Streptophyta; Magnoliopsida; Caryophyllales; Amaranthaceae. The transcript has 8 exons.
UCGUUUCUCGUACCACUACGGAGGACGAGUGGACCAUUGGGUCAUUUGGGGCAUGAAUCCAUCUCUCUUCCCUCAUGCGCUCCAACGGCUUCAUUCAACAAUUUCAAAUUCAAAAAUUCCUCCUCACUUUCACAACUUACACCAUUUCUCCCUUUUUCUUUCCCUUCCCCAACAAUGGCGACUCCAAGCACAUUCCUCAAAACACCCACUAAAACCCCAUCAAAAACAUCAUCAUCCUCUCAAUCCUCGAAAAGACAACACCAUCAAAUUGCCCAAAACCCUAACCCUAACCCUAACUCUUCAAUGUCGUCAUCAAAUGAGCUCAAAUCAAGAUUUGAAGCCUACAAUCGCUUACAAGCCGCUGCAGUUGCUUUCGGCGAAAAGCUACCGAUACCGGAAAUCGUUGCGAUUGGUGGGCAGUCUGAUGGCAAGAGUUCUCUCCUAGAAGCACUUCUUGGGUUUCGGUUUAAUGUCCGAGAAGUUGAAAUGGGUACUCGGAGACCUUUGAUUCUUCAAAUGGUUCAUGAUUCUACCGCUUUGGAGCCCCGUUGCCGGUUUCAAGAUGAGGAUUCUGAAGAAUAUGGUAGCCCAAUCUCAUUGGCAUCCACAAUUGCGGAUACAAUAAAAUCGCGCACUGAGGUUCUUCUGAAAAAGACUAAUACAGCAGUUUCUUCCAAGCCCAUUGUAAUGAGAGCUGAAUAUGCUUACUGUCCGAAUUUGACUAUAAUUGAUACCCCUGGCUUUGUUCUAAAGGCUAAAAAGGGAGAGCCAGCUAACACGCCUGAUGAAAUUUUAUCAAUGGUGAAGUCACUAGCAAGUCCUCCCCAUCGAAUCCUCUUGUUCCUUCAGCAAAGUAGUGUUGAAUGGUGCUCAUCGUUGUGGCUGGAUUCUAUUCGUGAAAUUGAUCCAACUUUCAGAAGGACUAUAAUCGUGGUCUCAAAGUUUGAUAAUCGCCUUAAGGAAUUUGGUGACCGCUGGGAAGUUGAUCGGUAUUUAAGUGCAAGUGGUUACCUAGGAGAGAAUAUUCGCCCUUUUUAUGUGGCCCUUCCCAAGGAGAGGAAUACAAUUCCCAAUGAUGAGUUUCGGCGUCAAAUAUCUCAAGUUGAUUCAGAAGUUCUGCGCCACUUACGUGAAAAUGUUAAGGGAGGUUUUGACGAAGAAAAGUUCCGCCCCUUCAUUGGUUUUAGCUCUGUUAGGGAGUUCCUUGAGGCUGAGCUUCAGAAACGAUACAAAGAAGCUGCCCCAGCAACACUAGCGUUGCUUGAGCAACGUUGUGGUGAAGUUACCUCUGAGCUUGCUAAUAUGGAAUCAAAGAUACAGGCAACUUCUGAUGUUGCUCAUCUCCGCAGAUCAGCAAUGUUGCACACAGCUUCUAUAAGCAGUCAUGUGGGUUCAUUGAUUGAUGGAGCAGCUGACCCACCUCCAGAGCAAUGGGGGAAAACGACUGAGGAAGAGCGUUUACACAGUGGUACUGGGGGCUGGCCUGGUGUUACAGCAGACAUUAAACCCCCAAAUUCUACCCUACGGCUUUAUGGAGGGGCUGCUUUUGAAAGAGUCAUGCAUGAGUUUCGCUGUGCUGCAUAUUCCAUUGAUUGUCCUCAAGUAUCCAGAGAAAAGGUGGCCAAUAUUUUGCUUGCUCAUGCUGGUCGUGGUGGGAAUAGAGGAAUAACUGAGGCAGCGGCUGAGAUAGCACGUACUGCUGCCAAAUCGUGGCUUGCGCCUCUGCUUGACACAGCUUGUGAUCGGCUUGCAUUUGUUUUAACAAAUCUUUUUGACCUUUCCAAUGAGAGAAAUCAUUGCCAGAACUCAGACUAUGGGAAAAAAACAGGAGACAUGGAUGGCUACGUUGGUUUCCAUGCUGCUUUAAGGCACUCAUUCAAUGUGUUCAUUAAAGAUCUUGCUAAACAGUGUAAACAACUAGUUCGGCACCACCUUGAUUCAGUGACAAGCCCAUAUUCUCUUGCCUGCUAUGAAAGUGAUGUCCGUGGAAGCUAUAUUACUUCUUCCUACAGACAAGUUUCUCCUGCAUUACUUUGCCUAGAUCUGGCAGAUGGUGCUCAAGCUAUGCAAGAUGAAGCAGCGGCAAACCAAGAGAAUAUACCUCCAGAAAAUAAUACCACACCAGGUAAAGGUCCAGAAGGCAGAGAAGCCCUUCGAGAUAAUCAUAUGACAGUGCCUGAGACCCCAUCACCUGAUCAGCCAUGUGAGUUAGUUUAUGGUUUGGUGAAGAAAGAGACAGGGAAUUAUAUGGAGGUUGGAGCUAGGAAAAGGCAUCCUAGAAUAUUGGGUAGUAGUAGAAAUAAUGGCAAUAUUUUCUUUGGAAAUGGAGAUAAUGGUUCAAGAUCAGGUUCUGCAUAUGCUGAUAUAUGCUCAUCAGCUGCUCAGCAUUUCGCCAGGAUACGUGAAGUUCUUGUUGAGAAAAGUGUGACAACAGCACUAAAUUCUGGAUUUUUAACUCCUUGUAGAGAAAGGCUUAUGGUUUCACUUGGUAUGGAUUUGUUCGGGGUAAAUGAUGAGAAAUUCAUGGAGAUGUUUGUUGCACCUGGAGCAAUUGAUAUCCUUCAAAAUGAAAGGCAGUCUCUUCAGAAGCGGCAAAAGGUUCUUCAAUCUUGCUUGAAUGAGUUUAAGAGUGUUGCUAGGACACUCUGAUUAAGCUACAUUUUGCUGUUGUAAAAAAGCUUUGGAAUUGAUUACCCUUCGAAACCUGCUAUUGCAAUUUCAACACAAGUCAGGUUGCUGCUGCUGUUGCUGCUGAUGUUGCUACUUCAGCUUACAAUUUGUUGAUUGGAAGAUCAAUUGUAGUAUUUGUUGUAGUUUUAGUAAAAUGUCAAUGCCACUGCUUUGUGGAUGUAUCCCAAUGUUAGCGCUCUUGUAUAGAAUGAGUAUUCCCCUGAGAAGAUUUGUUUCAUGAUCACUUAAUGUGCAUUUUUUCAGAGAAUUGCCUCCAGAUUAA